CUCCAGUCUUCCAUACGUGUGGGUAGUGCACAGGGAAGGAGACGAAUUGUGAUCGUUGACGAUGAAAAUCCACAUUCACAUUGUGGUUCUAUGUGUCGUCAUAUCAGCUUGUGUGGCUCAGCAAAGUAACAAACCGGGUUCGUGUCCUAAGCCACAGAGUGGGUCUCUUGGAACUUGCGUGUUCAAAUGCAAGAGUGACAAACAAUGCUCAGGCUCACAGAAGUGCUGCAGUAAUGGUUGUGGUCACGUCUGUAUGAAACCAGAGAGUGAUACGAACGUCGGCAAUGAUCCAUGUGCAACAAUGAAAUGUGGUCCAAAAGCAAACUGUACAGUCACCAAUGGGAAAGCUCGUUGCAUACUCCACGGAGGAAACAACCAUUCCCUAAGUUGUCGAUAUAAUGGGAAAACGUACAGAAGCAACACGACGUUUAGGUCCACAACUGGCUGCGUCUGUAACUGCAGACGUGGGAAAGUCAUUUGCACAAAACUGAGAUGCAACUCAAACACUACAAUGCCUAGAGGUUGCACAUACAAUGGAGUUCAAUAUCCCAAUAAUUCCACAUUUCCUGCAAAGGAUGGCUGUAACAAAUGUCGUUGUAGAAAUGGACAUGUUAACUGCACUACUAGAAUAUGUUCUGGAGGUUGCCGAUAUUUUAGAAAAGUAUAUCCAAACAAUUCGACCUUUAAAGACAUUUACGGGUGUACAUGUCGUUGUAGAGCUGGAAGCAUUAGUUGUAAGAGAACACCGAGUUGUGCUCCAAAGAGGCCUAAGAAUUGCACAUACAAUGGUCACGUGUACCGUCAUAAUUCAACAUUCAAGUCUACAGAUGGCUGCAACACAUGUCGAUGCAAUAACGGAACGGUUAGAUGCACUCGUAAGGCCUGCCCCACAGGAGGAACAAAUCCAUGUCAAAAUCAUCGUUGUCGAUCUCCAGCAGUAUGCAGAGCGGUUAACAAUCAUGCUGUUUGUGGAUGUCUGGAUCCCUCGACGCAACAGUUUUAUCAACAGGGACAUGGAUUUAAGAAUCCGAAUGGAUGUGGCACAUGUUCUUGCUAUGGAGGAAAAGUGAGAUGUCGGCAGCAAACUUGCCCAACACAACAAACCAACACAACACGACCGCCUAACCCAUGCUUGACCAAGAAGUGCCCGAACGGUACUCAAUGUCAUCUACAACGAGUGCAGUGCGUUCGAGCUCCUUGCUAUCCAAUUGCCGUCUGUCUAAACACAACCAAACCGACUUUGGUCUCGCCGACAUGCCCACCGUUCCAUUGCCAUAGAAACUGCUCAGCUGGCUACGUAAGAGACAAGAAUGGAUGCCAACAUUGUCAGUGUCACACUCCUCCAUCAGUGACCUGCUCACCGGUGCGAUGUCUUAUAUUUUGUAUAAACGGUUAUGAAACUGAUAAAAACGGUUGUGAUAUUUGCAAGUGUAAACCAGCUCCAACAAACAGUCCAACUUGUCCUAGUGUUCGUUGUCGCAUAUUUUGUCCUUACGGAUACGUCAAAGACACAAAUGGCUGUGACAUAUGUCAGUGCAUUUGGCCAACUCGUGCUCCUACGUCUGCAGUUGUCAAACCACACGUAACUUGUUCUCCAGUUCAAUGUUUAAUUUACUGUCGUUAUGGAUUUGCUGAAGACAGCAAUGGAUGUGCAGUCUGUCGAUGCAACCCAUCUCCAAGUUGUGCUCCAGUUACGUGUAACAUAUAUUGCAAAUAUGGCUUCAUGACCAACAGCAAUGGUUGUCCUGUUUGUGCAUGUAAACAUGGACCAACACACAUGACAACAACAAUGGGAUCUACAGCGAUGAGACCUACAGCGCCUACUCCCACUCCUGCAUGUCAAGUAUUUUGUACAAAAGCGUGUCCUGGAGGCUACAUAAUUGACUCUAACGGUUGCCCAGUGAAGAAUUGUUCUUGUGUUAGUACAGCAACUCCCACUGAUAUGAGUGGUUGCAACAUCUCUAGGUUUGAGGAUUGCUUUAGUGAUCCUGAUAUUAGUAGUGAUUGCAAUGCAGCUCAACAGGCACUAGAUUGCUAUAGACAAGCUAUUCUCCCAACUCCUUAUGACUGUCCUGACCUUAGUGGCAUUGAUACUCAAGCAGACGGAGUGAGACAAGCGAUCAAUAGACUGUGUCGAGUACCAACAAGCAAGACCACAACGAUGGCACCUACAACACCUACUCCAUUUUUCGCAUGUCGAGUAUUUUGUACAAAUGCGUGUCCUGAAGGCUACGUGACUGACUUUAACGGUUGCCCAGUGGAAAGUUGUUCUUGUGUUGCUACUGCAAUUCCUACUGAUAUGAGUGGUUGCAACGUGUCUAUGUUUGAGGAUUGCUUUAGUGAUCCUAAUAUUGGUAGUAAUUGCAAUGCAGCUCGACAGGCGCACGCUUGUUAUGAACAAGCUAUUCUCUCAACUGUUAACUGUCCUGACCUUAGUGGCAUUGAUACUCAAGCAGACGGAGUGAGACAAGCGAUCACUAAACUAUGCCGAGGUUUGAAAUGUUCUUAUGGUGGCUCAACAUAUCCAGAUGCAGCCUCAUUUCCAUCUGCUGAUGGUUGCAAUUCAUGUACUUGUCAGGGAACAGAAGUGCUUUGUGAGACAGAAUACUGCACAUCGCCACUUUUCUGUGCAUAUGGCGGUGCUAAGAAAGAGACUGGAGAUACGUUCACAGCACUGGAUGGCUGCAAUACGUGCAAAUGCAGUGAAGGCUUUGUGACUUGUACAACGACCAUUUGUGAGACAACCCACUAUCUUCGAGCCAGUGUUGAGUUUGAUGUUAACUACAAUCAGUUGUUGCCUGACGACGGCUCUAAGCUUGCAUUUACAAGAGACUUUAGUGAUCAAAUUGCUCGCCAUCUUUUUAUUUCUCCGGCUCAGAUACAUGUGAUUAGUGUUGUAAGUGGCAGUGUUGUUGUCACAUUUGCAGUACAAACUCGCAACUUGACGGUUGUGGAAAAGCAAAUUGAAGAGCUGCUUCAUGGCAACAGAUUUACAAUUACAUUUAAUGCCAUAAUGGUAACAGCUGAUCGUGAGACAUUUUCACAUGAAGAGAUGCUUGGAGCUCUGCCUUCAUCAAACGCAGCAAACACCAAGCCCAAGCCUUCGGGCAGUGACAGCAGUGUUGACGUAAAAUUGAUUGCUGGAGCUGCAACAGGCGGUUUUAUUGUAGCUGUGAUUCUUGCUCUUAUUAUUGCUUACGUGGUACAUCGUAAACGAUCAUCAAACGAUGAUAGUACGGGGUUUGCAAGAUUUGGAAGCGACAUCGAUGAAAUAAAUAUUAGCAAUCCAUCCUACCGACCAUCAAGAGAUGAUGAUAUGUGAUGGAAUCCCGUGAACACUCGAUUCUGUAGAUGUCUAGGUCUGGUUAGAAUGUGCAUGCAUGGAUAUACAUUGAUUGUCAAAAGUGUCGCAACUUAUUUUUGCUGCUGUCUGUUUCUGCUACAGUAACUUGGAUUUCUUACAACAACAGA
Corticium candelabrum is the source of this 3471-nucleotide messenger RNA. Its product is annotated as kielin/chordin-like protein. The transcript has 39 exons. Bases 62 to 3322 code for a protein of 1086 amino acids. Gene Ontology annotation, cellular component: extracellular region. The record is from RefSeq and is a predicted model, not a curated record. Gene Ontology annotation, molecular function: protein binding; serine-type endopeptidase inhibitor activity. NCBI's taxonomy places the organism in Eukaryota, Metazoa, Porifera, Homoscleromorpha, Homosclerophorida, Plakinidae.